CAAAUGGCUCCGAUUCCGUCGGAGAACGGCGUCGAAGGGGACGACGAGAGAGAAGAAGAAGAGGAACAAGAAGAAGAGGAGGACGAAGAUGAGGAGGAAGAGGAGGAAGAAGAGCCGAGGCUCAAGUAUCAGAGGAUGGGAGGUAGCGUCCCUUCGCUUAUACAAAACGAUGCCGCUUCGUGUAUUGCCAUUGCUGAGCGGAUGAUCGCGCUCGGUACUCAUGCCGGCACGGUUCAUAUUCUCGAUUUUUUGGGGAAUCAGGUUAAAGAAUUUUCUGCUCAUACUGCUGUGGUCAAUGAUCUUAGCUUUGAUUUAGAAGGUGAAUAUAUAGGAAGCUGUUCAGAUGAUGGGUCUGUUGUAAUAAACAGCCUUUUCACUGAUGAAAAAAUGAGGUUUGAGUAUCAUCGUCCAAUGAAGGCUAUUUCAUUGGACCCAGAUUAUGCGAGAAAAACAUCUAGAAGAUUUGUAGCUGGGGGUUUAGCAGGUCAUUUAUAUUUUAAUUCAAAAAAAUGGCUAGGCUACCGGGACCAGGUUCUGCAUUCUGGUGAAGGUCCAAUACAUGCAGUGAAGUGGAGAGCAAGCCUCAUUGCUUGGGCUAAUGAUGCAGGCGUAAAAGUUUAUGAUGUUGCCAACGAUCAGCGUAUCACAUUUAUUGAAAGGCCGCGAGGAAGCCCACGUCCAGAAAUCUUGCUUCCUCAUUUAGUUUGGCAGGAUGAUAGUCUCUUGGUCAUUGGCUGGGGCACAUCUGUCAAAAUUGCAUCAAUAAGAACAAAUCAGAAUAAGGGAGCCAAUGGGACCUAUAGGCAUGUUCCAGUGUCUAGCAUGAACCAGGUUGAUAUAGUGGCAUCGUUUCAAACAAGCUAUUAUAUUUCAGGAAUUGCUCCAUUUGGCGAUUCAUUGGUUGUUUUAGCUUAUAUUCACGGGGAGGAAGAUGGAGAGAAGGAAUUUAGUAGCACCAUUCCUUCACGGCAGGGAAAUGCACAGAGACCAGAAGUGCGCAUAGUAAAAUGGAGUAACGAUGAACUUGCAACAGAUGCUCUUCCAGUACAUGGUUUUGAGCAUUACAAGGCAAAGGACUAUUCCCUUGCUCAUGCUCCUUUCUCAGGUAGCAGUUAUGCUGGUGGUCAGUGGGCUGCUGGUGAUGAACCUUUAUACUAUGUUGUAUCCCCAAAGGAUGUAGUCAUUGCAAAACCCAGGGAUGCUGAAGAUCAUAUUGCUUGGCUUCUUCAGCACGGGUGGCAUGAAAAAGCUUUAGCUGCAGUUGAAGCAGGUCAGGGACGAAGUGAACUCCUUGAUGAGGUGGGAUCUACAUAUCUUGAUCAUUUGAUUGUGGAGCGGAAAUAUGCUGAAGCUGCAUCCUUGUGUCCCAAAUUAUUGCGUGGAUCUGCUUCAGCUUGGGAAAGAUGGGUUUUCCAUUUUGCGCAUCUCCGUCAGCUCCCUGUGUUGGUUCCAUACAUGCCAACAGAAAAUCCAAGAUUGCGUGAUACUGCUUAUGAGGUUGCCCUUGUAGCUCUGGCGACAAAUCCAUCUUUUCAUAGGGAUCUUCUGUCAACUGUUAAAACUUGGCCACCUGUGAUUUACUCAGCACUGCCUGUUAUAUCUGCCAUAGAACCUCAGCUAAAUACUUCAUCUAUGACUGAUGAACUCAAAGAGGCGUUGGCAGAGUUGUACGUGAUUAAUGGGCAAUAUGAAAAGGCUUUUUCACUCAAAACUGAUCUUAUGAAGCCAGACGUUUUUGACUUCAUUGAAAAGCAUAACUUACAUGAUGCCCUCCAUGAAAAGGUUGUGCAAUUGAUGCUUUUAGAUUGCAAGCGUGCAGUUCCUUUAUUGAUCCAAAACAAGGACUUAAUUGCUCCAUCUGAAGUUGUUGCACAGCUUCUGGAUGUCAGCAACAAGUGUGAUUCAAGAUAUUUCUUGCAUUUAUAUUUGCAUUCAUUGUUUGAAGUAAAUCCACAUGCAGGAAAGGAUUUUCAUGAUAUGCAGGUAGAACUUUAUGCAGAUUAUGAUCCAAAGAUGCUACUUCCCUUUCUCCGUAGUAGUCAGCAUUACACACUCGAGAAGGCAUAUGAUAUUUGCGUCAGAAAAGAUCUUUUAAGGGAGCAAGUGUUCAUUCUUGGAAGAAUGGGAAAUUCAAAACAAGCCCUUGCUGUCAUCAUAAAUAAAUUAGGGGACAUAGAAGAGGCUGUAGAAUUUGUGAACAUGCAGCAUGACGAUGAACUUUGGGAAGAACUGAUUAAGCAAUGCCUUCAUAAACCUGAAAUGGUUGGUGUGUUGUUAGAACACACGGUUGGCAAUCUUGAUCCGCUCUAUAUAGUAAAUAUGGUGCCCAAUGGUUUGGAGAUACCUCGGCUAAGGGACCGUCUAGUUAAAAUUGUCACUGAUUACAGGACUGAAACAUCUCUUAGACAUGGGUGCAAUGAUAUUCUGAAGGCUGAUAUUGUAAAUCUCUUAGUUAAAUACUACAAAGAGGCAAGACGCGCAAUCUGUUUGACCAAUGAAGAAGAUGAUGCACGGUCAAAAAGAGACGGCAAUAGGGCUUCUCAGGCUAUUGAAAAAACAUCGAGUGUUAGAACCAUGGAGGUUAAGUCAAAAACUAGGGGCGGUGCUAGAUGUUGCAUGUGUUUUGAUCCCUUCUCUAUUCAGAAUGUGUCUGUCAUUGUGUUCUAUUGUUGUCAUGCUUAUCACAUGGAUUGUCUAAUGGAUUCCAUGCAUACUGUUACUGGCAAGAGAGAUGCUGGAGCGACUUAUCAGGAACCAUUUUCAGAAUAUGAGUUUGAUAAUGGUGUUGAGGAUGAGGAUACCCAAUCAGGGGCUCCUCGCAUGCGUUGUAUCUUAUGUACUACUGCUGCUAGUUGAGUUAAUGAUGUGUGCCUGUGCGUGAGUCUGUGGGUGGAUGGGUUUGGCCGUCUUUCUUUCUUAUUUUUAUUCCGGCGAUCUCUUUUUUUUUCCUCUUUGGUUGUAUAUGCCCUGUAUGCGGAUAUUUAUCAUUCUUUUUCACUGUUGUGAGUUAUUUGUUAUUAAUUUUGUAUCAUAGUUUAUAUCAAUAUAAUGAAGAAGCAUUUAUAACUUA
This is a messenger RNA of Pistacia vera, 3070 nucleotides long. RefSeq names its product vacuolar protein sorting-associated protein 41 homolog. Gene Ontology annotation, biological process: protein targeting to vacuole; vesicle-mediated transport; endosomal vesicle fusion. The record is from RefSeq and is a predicted model, not a curated record. Lineage: Eukaryota; Viridiplantae; Streptophyta; Magnoliopsida; Sapindales; Anacardiaceae. Gene Ontology annotation, molecular function: protein binding. Bases 4 to 2856 code for a protein of 950 amino acids. Gene Ontology annotation, cellular component: HOPS complex; late endosome. The transcript is spliced from 19 exons.